Molecule: messenger RNA, 7052 nt
Organism: Myotis brandtii (Brandt's bat)
Lineage: Eukaryota; Metazoa; Chordata; Mammalia; Chiroptera; Vespertilionidae
Gene: MAP3K2
Product: mitogen-activated protein kinase kinase kinase 2
Exons: 16
Coding region: 71-1933 (620 amino acids)
Biological process (GO): protein phosphorylation
Molecular function (GO): ATP binding; protein binding; protein kinase activity
Source: RefSeq, a predicted model, not a curated record
CUCCUAAGGCAAUAAAGAAUUCUGAUGGGAGAACCAUUUCCCUAAUUUUCAGAUUGUUGAGCUGGUUGUCAUGAUGGAUGAUCAGCAAGCUUUGAACUCAAUCAUGCAAGAUUUGGCUGUUCUUCAUAAGGCCAGUCGACCAGCAUUAUCCUUACAAGAAAACAGAAAAACAAAAUCUUUAUCACCAAAAAAACAGAACGAUGUCCGAGUCAAAUUUGAGCAUAGAGGAGAAAAAAGAAUCCUUCAGUUCCCCCGACCAGUUAGACUGGAACAUCUGAGGUCGAAAGCUAAAACUGCCUUUGGACAGUCCAUGGAGCUCCAUUAUACCAAUAACGAGUUGGUGAUCCCAUUAACUACUCAAGAUGACUUGGACAAAGCUGUGGAGCUGCUGGAUCGCAGUGUUCAUAUGAAGAGCCUCAAGAUAUUACUUGUGGUAAAUGGAAGUACACAGGCUACUAAUGUAGAACCAUUGCCAUCACUAGAUGAUUUGGAUAACACAGUAUUUGAAGCAGAGAGGAAAAAACGGCUUUCUGUAAUAGGUUCCACUAGUAGAGAUCAAAGCUCCCCUCCCCCAGGAUACAUUCCAGAUGAACUGCAUCAGGUUGCCAGGAACGGGUCCUUCACCAGCAUCCACAGUGAAGGGGAGUUCAUUCCAGAGAGCAUGGACCAAAUGCUGGACCCAUUAUUUUUAAGCAGCCCUGAAAAUUCUGGCUCAGGAAGUUGUCCAUCACUUGAUAGUCCUUUGGAUGGAGACAGCUAUCCAAAAUCACGAAUGCCUAGGGCACAGAGCUACCCAGAUAAUCAUCAGGAAUUUUCAGACUACGAUAACCCUAUCUUUGAGAAAUUUGGAAAAGGAGGAACCUAUCCAAGGAGGUAUCAUGUUUCAUAUCACCAUCAAGACUAUAAUGAUGGUCGUAAAACUUUUCCAAGAGCUAGAAGGACCCAGGGGACCAGCUUCCGGUCUCCUGUGAAUUUCAGUCCUACUGACCACUCCUUAAGCACUAGUAGUGGAAGCAGUAUCUUUACCCCAGAGUAUGAUGAUAGUCGAAUAAGAAGAAGGGGAAGUGACAUAGAUAAUCCUACUUUAACUGUAAUGGACAUCAGCCCACCUAGCCGCUCACCCCGUGCUCCAAUAAACUGGAGAUUGGGCAAACUGCUUGGCCAGGGAGCCUUUGGCAGGGUCUACCUCUGUUAUGAUGUCGAUACAGGAAGAGAGUUGGCUGUUAAGCAAGUUCAGUUUGACCCCGAGAGACCUGAGACCAGCAAGGAAGUAAAUGCACUUGAGUGUGAAAUUCAGUUGUUGAAAAAUUUAUUGCAUGAACGAAUCGUUCAGUAUUAUGGCUGUUUGAGGGAUCUCCAGGAAAAAAAACUUUCCAUAUUUAUGGAAUAUAUGCCAGGGGGUUCAAUUAAGGACCAAUUAAAAGCAUAUGGAGCUCUUACUGAGAAUGUGACCAGGAAAUACACCCGUCAGAUUCUGGAAGGCGUCUACUAUUUACAUAGUAAUAUGAUUGUUCAUAGAGACAUCAAAGGUGCGAAUAUUCUGCGAGAUUCAACAGGCAACGUCAAGCUAGGAGAUUUCGGGGCCAGCAAACGGCUUCAAACAAUCUGCCUUUCGGGGACAGGAAUGAAGUCUGUCACGGGCACGCCCUACUGGAUGAGCCCCGAGGUGAUCAGCGGGGAAGGCUACGGCCGCAAAGCGGACAUCUGGAGUGUGGGCUGUACUGUGGUAGAAAUGCUAACUGAAAAGCCUCCGUGGGCGGAAUAUGAAGCAAUGGCUGCCAUCUUUAAAAUCGCCACUCAGCCCACAAACCCCAAGCUGCCCCCUCAGGUCUCCGACUACACCCGGGAUUUCCUCCAGCGCAUCUUCACGGAGGCCAAGCUGAGGCCGUCGGCGGAGGAGCUGCUGAGGCACCUGUUCGUGCACUGUCACUAGCAGCCAGCCCCCCUGCCCCCGGCGCCCAUCUGCCUGCACCUCCUCUCUGACUGCACUUUUCUUUUUUAUAAAAAAGAGAGAUGGGAGGAAAAAGACAAGAGGGAAAGUGUUUCUCUUGAUUCUUGGUUAAAUUUGUUUAAUAAUAGUAACCUAAAUUUUUUAUAUUUAAUCGUUUUUUUCCCUUACAAGAACUUGAAACUUUUUUUUAAAAUUUUUAUAGUGUACUGAUGUGGUUCAGACAUAUAAAGCACUUUAGUACGUGGUCACUCUUUCUAGUACAAACAGAUCAUUUGGAAUACCUGGGACUAGAGGGUCUUUCUCUGUGCUACCGGCAAAUCGGUGGUGAUAGACAUGGAAACAAGGAGAAGAAAAUGAUAUCUGCUUUGUAGUUUUUAAUGACAGUACUUAAAAUAGAUCCUCAUUUGUGGGUUUGAGCCCUAAACUUGAGUCUAGAGUGGGUACUCAACUUAAAGAAUAUAGGUUCCUCCUUAUAUCUGUAUUCUUUAGAUCCUAACCUCUGUAUACCAAGCUUCUUGCUCAGUAGGAAUCAUGAUAGAAAAUAUGAAUCUCUAAGAACUAUGUUUAUUUGUUAAUCCUAACCAGUAUAAUAAGCAAAUACACUAUAGAAGAUCCAUGUUACUGGGAUCUAAAAACCUUGUGGGAUAGUUUUCUGGUUUGUUUGUUUUUUAAAAAAAGAUACUAUUUUAUUUUAAAACAGAUAUGGAAGUCAAUGAGCAAAUCCAAAUUAAAAGACAAAAGGAGAUUGCUUUACUUAAUGUGUGCACAGUAGAAGAGACCACGUUUGCCAAUCAAGAGAAAUAAUGAGAAGCAGAAGUAUGUGUUGUUUAGUGUAUUUUAAAGUAUGAUCUUUACCUGAGUGAGAAAGUCCCAAAAUUAAGAGAAAGAAUAAAUAAUCAAAAUAAUGUAUAUUCUAUCUUCCUAUUUCUAGCUCCUGAUUCCCCAUAGGGUAACAUUUCUUAGGAACUAAGAGUUUCACCUGGAGUUUCCAUGAAGCUAGUGUCGGGAGAAAAACCCUUGUUCUUGGGAUCACAGAAUACUGAGCCACCUCAAACAUAGUAAGAUAGUGGCUCUCCAGGGGCAGGGCUGUUUCCCUUGGCACCUGCAAGGCCUGGAGACAGCUUUGGCUUCACAGCUUAGGAGGAUGCCAGUGGCAUCUAGUGAGUCGAGGCCAGGGAUGCUGCUAAACAAACCAUAGUCUGUAAGGACCACACCUGCUCCCGACAGAACCAUCCUGCUCAAAAUGUCCAAAGUGCCAAAGUUCAGGAGCCCUGUGGUAAAGACCAGCCCCAGUUACAGACUGCUGGCAGCCAUUUACAAAGCAGGUUCCUUGCAAACAGUAAUUUCAGAGAUAGGAUGCAUAGUGAGUGUUUUACAAGAGCAAAUACCACUGCUUCAAGUCAGGGUGAAUGACCUCAACACCAGUAGCAACCCAUUCCUUCCCAGCUGCACAUCGCACCCAAAGCAGGAACUCCCUGCUAGAGACAGAGUGGCUUCAAACACAGAGCUCAUUGAACUCCACUGUCUGCAUAUAUUCUUUCCUCAACUCAGCUUAUAGUCAUGGGAAAAGCAAAGCAUAUCAAAACAAGGUUUAACUACUUUAUAGGAAAGUUAAAACCGCCAGGUAUUUCUAGUACAAUGUAUCCACUAAGAGCAAGGACUUUGAAUGGAAGGAGACACCUAGGAGAAGCCAUGAUCCCUGAUGGACUGGAGCUACUGAAAAAUAUGAAUGAUAUCAGUGAUGUGGCCACUUGCAAUAUUUCCCAGUUUAUUAAAGCAAGUGCGAAGUGCUUUAUGUUUAAAGAUCUAGAAAGUAGUAGUCUUCCUGGAGGCCCUAUAUGUGAUGCCUUUUAUGGGAUUCAUAGGGGAUGCAGAUAUUUCAUUUUCUGCUAAAAAGUAUGAUCUUUAGGGACUCAGCUGUUUCUGAAGUUCAUUAGAUUGUGGUUUACUGUAUCAGGUCCUAUCUGUCAUUCCCUGUAGGAAAUUUGAAGUUCUACUAGCUAGUCUGAGAAGAAGUCAAAACACCAAGAUUCUCAUACCCUGUAAUCCACGGAAGCGGCUCACCAGGAAGAAUAUGAAUCAGUGGUCUCCCUGGAGGUCAGCGGCACCCUGUGCUGGGAGCCAUCCCCAAGGACAAGGAGCUGUCCCGUUUCUCAUCUUCUCAUGGGUGAAGGCAUCACUUGUGCUGGAGCGAGACCACAGUGUCUGGGCCAAGGGGCUUUUCCUUUGUUCUUUGUCUCUGUGGCUGUGAUUUCCUUCUGACUCUUGUUGGUCUGUCAGGGUAACCAGCGGUGCAGAAUCUGAGACUAACACUCUUUAGAGAGAGAUCCUGAGAGACUCUGACACCCAAAGCAAAAUUGUUUGCUUUUUUCAGUCUCCCUUUUACUUUUAAAUGCAUAGAAAACAAAUCACCUGAAAGAAACUGCUACUUUAACACUGCUGCAGAAGACCUUUGUUUUAUAGGAAAAAUAUUAUUAGCUAUGGGAGAGUACUGUUCUUUAUGUAAAGACUUAAAAAUAGACUAAUAGUUUACAGAGUUAUUAUAUAAAAUGUGAUGUGAAUUUAUUUUAAAUAAGUUGUAAAGGUACCAAAACCGCAAGAAAAGUUAAUAUAUAUAAAAGCUACUAGAACAAAAAAGCUUGAAGUGGGAUGACAUAUGGAAGAGCAAAAGUAAAUUUUAAAAAGAAAUUUUUGAGCUAAAACACCUUUAUCAGGGGCAAUUAGAUAUAACACUCCACCCCUUUUUUUUUCUAAUGGUAUGGAUCAACAAAUGAAAUUUGAACUUUUUAAGAUGACUCUAAAUGUGUUUUGUUUUUUAGCUGCACAACUCAUUCUUCUAUAGGUAGUGCUUCUUUGCUGAGGCUGGAAAGGGUCAGACUGCUGACUGUGCCUUCACGAUGCCGCGCUCAGGCUGUGGCGGACUCUGGUGCUGGGAAGGUCCCCGGGCAGUCUGACCGUGCUUUUCAGGAAGUGUCUUUCCACUUGGGCCUUGCGGGAGUCACGAUGGCAGGACCUAGGUUUUGGCCAAGUAGAAGAUUUUACAUCGCAAACAAAAUGCAUUGAGUAAAAGGGUUGAAAAAUAGAAUGACUAAUGGAAAUUUAGUAAUGGUUAGUAAUUCUUUCAAAUGUAUUUGAAAUUUUCUGUAUGAAUAUCUUACAAUUUUUUCCAUUUUCCUCAUUUACAAAACAUGUUUCUAACUUGAAAAAAUGGUUAAAGACUGUUGCCUUAGAAAGUUUUCAGAGGCAUCGUCAACCUCCCAUAUUUAUAUGAAAUUGAAACGCACAGGUUGAAUGAGCUACAAAAAAAAUUAAAGCUUAUUUUAGAGUAAAUUGAAUUGGCUUUCACUUGAGAUUCUAUCUUAUUCUUUAGAAACUAUGUUAAAAAGAAAAAUUAUUUGUUUAGAGCAGCUUUCUGCUACUUUACCUCUUACAUGUGUCAGGUCUGAUCUCUAGUAUUUCUGAGAUGGAGUUUGGAUAAGAUACGUGAAGUCAUUAAGAAAAUCAAAUCUGAAUAGUUUAUAGGGACGACCACGCUUGGGCUCAAAAGUCAAGAUGUUUGCCACAUGCCAACUCCUUGGCCCAUGGCAGCGUUCCGAGCCAGGGGUUUCAUUUGGGGUCUAGGGACCAAUAGCUUGGAUAUAAAAUCAUCUGGUGUCAGUCAAGUAUAGUAAUCAGUUUUUUUAAAUAAGGUGAAUCUUUUUUUAUUUGCUCACUCAGUAAUUGUGGCUACUGUGUCAGUACUAAUUCACUUACCCUUAAGGAGAUCCCAGCCUAGGAGGAGACACGGGCAAACAGUACCCUCACUCUGAGAGCUCAGCAAUGAUGUUUAAAGUCUUACGGUUUCUUGUGAUGUAAGGAAAUAGCAGUUUUGGGUAAUUAUUGGCUGUUACAAACCAAAAUGUCAUUAACAACAUGAAUUAAAAGUAGCCCCAAAUUAGAGGGACCUCCGUUGUUCAGCAGCCGCUCUCUCAGGACUCCCUCCCACAACCCAGCCUCUGCUCAGACAGUUCCGCCAUGAAGGGCAUUUAUCCCAUAAAUAGUGCUUUUUCCUUCUGUUUCUUUUAAAGAAAAAAAAAACUUUAUUUUGGUCUAAAUUGUCUAGAAAUUUUAUAGGAAUUGAAUUCUGUCAACAGUGUUAUUUAUACUAAGAUCCAGACAAUUUCUUAAAACCUUCCUGUUUUAUAUUGGGUUUGACCUUUGUUACGAAUGUAAUGUUCAUAUUUAUUUGAAUUUUAAGAUUGGUUAAAUGUUAAUGAAAAGCAAUUUAACCGUUCAUUUUUGGUAGUGCCUUUUUCUCUGUAUGCCUUAAUUUUAUUUUAUAUGAAUAAUUCAUGUUACCCACCAAAAUGAAGUUUUUUUUCCAAAAUCAGUAGUUUCAAGAAUUGAUUUGGCCUUAGACUGUGUAUUAGCCCUUAAAUAUUUCUUACUUCCUGCUUCCUCCUCCUACCCUUUUCUACCUCUUCUUUUUAAUGUUAGAAGACAAACAUCGGCAUUAAUCUGCACAGACACAGCACAGUCUCCGCGAGGCGUGGACUGCUGAGAUAGGAGAGAGUGUCCUCCUUCUAAAGGCAGGCGGGAAGGUGUCUUCCGGUGGGCGCUUGAUUUUCAGUCAGAUGGACACUGUCCAGAGUCUCUGUAUAUCAUGGUUCAGUUCUGAUGAUCAUAGCAGAGGUAGAAUGGUUGUUUUUGCCCUAACAAGGUUGUUUAAAUGGUUUACAAAUGUUCAGGCAAUGAGACGUAGGGCAAUGAGCAAGAAAUCCAGGGAUAGCAAAUUUCUAAUCUAACAUUGUAAUGAAAACUCUAACUUACAUUUCUGUGAAGUGUGUGUGUGUGUAUAGUGGAGCAGGGAUGGAAAGAGAGGAAAGGUAUGAAUGUUCAGUUAGAUUAGUUUCUGUUCUUGGAGGAACAACUCAAAUGUGUAUGACCUACUGGUGAUGGAUGAGUAAUCAUCCUUGGGUAGGAAUACCAGCAUUCUUCACAAGUAACUAGUACAAAUGAUUAUUUAAUACAGGUAUUUAUUAUAAAUUGCCAAGCUCUUGGUUGCUAAAAGUAGAUUAAAAUUAAAUUUGUAUGUGUGUAUAAUAGCUUAUACUUAACCCUU